Molecule: messenger RNA, 8023 nt
Organism: Porites lobata
Lineage: Eukaryota; Metazoa; Cnidaria; Anthozoa; Scleractinia; Poritidae
Source: the annotation of a GenBank genome assembly
CGAUACGGUACCUGAACUCAUAUUUUUGAACUGUUUUCUUUGAAUCAACUUCUUUCCUUGAGAGGUACGUCUCUAGAAAGAAAUGCCUUUUCUCAGCAAACAUUUGCCGUGUGUAAGGGUAAAAGAACACUGCUCAAGGUGUCAUCGAACAUUCUCUGACAAGGAAGCUUUGAUAAAACAUUUGCAACACAACUCAAAACACUUUGUUCCCGAUGUACCCGAAGGAUGCAUUCACUGUGGAAGACCAUUCUCGUCCACAGGAGCCUUAAUCCAACACCUCAAGACUAACCGAUAUCAUUUAAGAGAUCUUCACCACGCCGCCUGUACGGGUAGAUUUCAACUUCUUGAUAGCCUUAUGAGAAAUGAGUUCGCCAACGAACCGGGAGAUUCUCAUCGACCUUGUUCGAAAUCCCAGAUGGGUUUCACGCCAAUGCACUGUGCCGCCUUCGGUGGUCACUACGAAUGCUUGAAGAUAAUGCUCAGUUGGCCAGAUGGGAAGCCAAAUGUUAUUGAUCCUAAGGAUGGUAGAACCCCUGUCCAUCUUGCUGCUUGGAAGGGACAUGCCAAUUGCCUCAAGUUGCUGCUCAAGAAUGGAGGUGACUUGUAUCGACCUGACCAAAAUGGAGGUACUCCGUUAUCUUUGGCAUCCGAUCAUCCGAGCUGCCUGUCCAUAAUAUUUUUCCAUCUAGCCGGUAAGUGGUGUACAUCCAACCAGUUAAUUAUUUGCUUGUUUGUCGUUAACUUUUUUCUGUUUUUUUUUUUUCUAAUCCUUUAUCUAUCUCCAGAAUCAUGUCUUUUGAUCAUUUUAUAAAUAAGCCUAAGCUAAUCUCAAAGUGAUGAGGUCUUAAAAUAUCUAUCUUGCACUCUAAAAUGGUUGUCAUUCGUAGGUCAACGAAAUCUGCCACGGGCAAGAGCUGGUUUUUAUUCAGAAGAGAGAUACGUCGAAGCAGUAGAAUAUGUAUUGAACAGACUUCAUCGUCAAGAUAGUUUUGAGCAGCAUUUCACUCGUCGUGUAGAGGAGGUUAUCGAGGACAGUGAAAGAAGCCAUGCUGAAAAUCAAGUGCAAUCGUUUCAAUUAAACAGCGAAAUCGAAGGUAUUAGGUGAAGUUGUGUACACGUCUAUAAUACUGAGGUGUUGUGUAUGAACUGCAGUUGCAUUUCACGUCCGUAAUUACUUAUAAAUUGUGUGUAGUUAAUUCUUUCACGGUUGGACUGUAUUCAGUGUAUGAUAUUCCAGGUGAUUUUUUGUUUAAAAAAGUGAACAGAAAAUGAUGCUUUUCACAAAUAUAUGAUAAUGGGUCCAACGAACGUAGCUAUGAGUGAAUAUAAAUCAAAGUAGAGAUUCCUUUGUCGUGGAACAACGUUAGCGAAACGUGGCACAAUCUAGGUAACGAAAAGCCACCUGACUGAUUGCUGUCGAAAAUCCUCAAGCUUCAUUUACCCAUAUGAAUCUAUAUCAUUGUACUUGGUAUCUUUAUUAUACUUUUGUAUUUCGGUAAAUGAAACAUUGUGUUACUCAUGUACUUAAGUUAGCCACACAUCAGUGAUUAUCGCUCACAAAGUACGUAGGUAAUAUUACCGAUCAAUUUAUUCAACAUUACAUUCAGGAAUUUUGCUCUCACCAAGUUAUUUUAUUUUGUCUUGAAACAGAACCGUACAGUAAACCAUAUGAAGUUCUUGCUAGGGGAAAAGAAACAGUAGAAAUCUUCAAUCAAGCCCUUCAUAAAGGCAAAGCGAAGGUGACUCGACUGCAGCUUACAGUCAUUGGAGAUAUUGGAGCAGGGAAGACAAGCCUCGUUCGAAGUCUCAGUGGAGAGAAUUUUGUGGAAGAAAGGAUCGAGACUCAUGGAAUCGAUACGUCAAUGGUUGAGGUGACAGAAGUUGAUGAUUCUUGGCAUGUAACAGACCUGAACAAAUCUUUUGUAGAUGAAAUUUUAACAGAUAGAGUUUGUGAAAGUUUCAAAAAUUCUAAUGAGGCAAAGGGAAGUUCAAGUGCGUAUCAAUCGAGUAUUUUAGAUCCAGGCCCCUCGUUGCGCCAUCCACCUUUUUCAAGGCGACUUCUAAGUAUCGACCGUGCUCGAGAGGGUGAUGCCAGCUCUGAUGAUGCUGAUGACCAAACAAGCCUGGUCCCCUUCACGAGAUCUAAAGGUGAACAGACACCUCCGAGAGACAUACCGGUAGACCUAAUUACAAGGAAAAUGAGUGAUGCUUCACUGGAACUAAAAGAAAGAAAAUACAUCAAAUUAAGUAUUUGGGAUUUUGCAGGCCAUCCCUUGUACCAAGCCAUGCACCACGUGUUUUUGAACAGACGCUCCUUCUACCUUGUCGUUACAAAUCUUGUCCAACUGUGUGACCCUAAGAGUACAGACAUUGCUUUAAAACAGCUUCAUUUAUGGCUCAACUCUGUCCGUGUCCACACUCCUCAGACCACCCCAGUGUUCCUGGUGGGAACACAUAGCAAAGCUGUAACCCAGGAAGCUUUAUCCAACGCAGAAAAACAGUUGUAUGACGAAUUUAGUGCAACCUUUGCCCAACAAUUGGUCAAAAACCAAGAGAAGAACUUUUUAUUCUCAGUAGAAAACACUCUUGGUAGUACAGAUGAGGGAGCUUUGCUAUUAAAGAAAACAAUCAAAGAAGAAGCCUCUCGCCUUAAUCUGAUGGACGAGGAAUUUCCUGUCUUAUGGCUUCAUUUUGAAGAAGAAAUUCUCAAGUGCAGAGAGAGGACAGAUUGCUCAGCCUGUGUAACUAAGGCUUUCCUCAAGACAAUGCUGGUUGAAAGCAACUUUGAUGUCGCGGACGAAACGUUUGAAAGUAUGCUACGCUUUUAUCACGACAGUGGCGUGAUUAUCCUGCCAGGUAAGGGGUGACUAAAAAAAUAUCGUUACUGAGAAUGUGAGUGAAGUUAAGAGAGUAACUUGGGAAUGAAUAACUGACACGUUUGAAGUACGUCGUGUCACGACAGCCCUACGCUGGUCGUUGGUUGCCAAGGUAAUAAACUAAUGGAAGUGUUCCAACGCUUUUUUUCUUAGCGGCUUUCUCUAACAUUUAAAGGUAAAAGUGACUGAUGAAUUUACAAUUUGCGCUGGAUGAGGUAUUUGGGAAUAGCGGAGGUAUAAAGUAACAAGGGCUAAGUGAAAAGGAGAGCAAAAAUAUGGAAUGAAAUGCCGGAAAAUUUAAGAAAACUUUAAAAAAAUGCCUUUAAGAGGAAAAUAAAGCAAACACUUUUUGAGAUCCUAGCUUCAGAAGACUGUUAUAUUGAUUUCCCAGAAAUCGUUCAAAAAGUUAAGUUGGAUUUAUUUUCCUCUUAGUUAGUAUGUUAUCAUCAAUAUCGCUUAGUGUAUCAGUAGUCUCUUAUCAUAACUGUGUUGUAAUUUAUUAUUAGUAUUCUGUUAGUUUAUCAGUAUUCUCUUGUCAUUGUUGCCAAUUUGAGUUUCUUUAGUUCCCUUGUUACUUUUAAUUGUAUUUUAAUAGUUGUAUUUAUUUCCUGUAAACAUGACCCGCCUAGAUUAGCUUAGCUACCCGCGGGCAAGUUAUAAUUGUACUUUUACCUUAAAACACAAUAAAAAUGUAUGUAUGUAUGAGAACUUACCUUAAGACACUAUCAAAUUUCCACGGGACAAUCUUUCUUUCAGGAGAGUUAAUCGGACCUGAGACGCAGAACACCGAGAUGAACAAUCUGGUAGUGAUAAACCCCCAGUACCUGGUUGAUGUGAUGACCUGUCUUCAUGAUAUACCAGAUCAUUUGGAUGUCGAUCGGGAACAUCGCCCUCACUGGCAGAAGCUACAAGACCAGGGAAUAACAGACAUGGAGCUUUUGAAUCAUGUCUGGAAAAAGUUCGACAGCCCGGCCUCUGACCUGGUAGCCAUUUUAGAGGCCUGUGGUAUGUUGUGCCCAAUUUCAACUUCAGAACGAGUCGGAGAUCCCGAAAGUCACAGUGAGAAAGAUGAAGGCAAGGACAGAGACAGGGAGACAGGGACAAGCAAGUUCAUCGUCCCCUUUCACCUCGAAGUGAAAUCUCUGAAAAGAAAGUGGGAGAGACUUUGUCGCAGAACCUGGCAGGCCAUUUGCAACACGGAUAAAAUUCUAAUGUUUGAUUUCCUUAGCUUUCUCCCUCCUGCCCUCUUCGAGUAUUUCAUCGUUCGCACAGCUGCAAAAAGUAAGAGCAGCAGUGGUAUGACUCCCAUCAUAGCUAAAGAGAUGGCCAUCUUCUCUUUUGGAGACAGCUUCUUCUUCCUUGCGGAGACCUGCCCAAAGUUCAACCAGAUUAAAAUCAGCGCGAGGCAUGUAAAAUUACUUUACACCUGUAGCUGUACCCUUUCAGUCACUACUUUUCUUUUCUUUCUUUUUUUUUUUGUUUUUUUGUUUAACGCUUCUGGUUCAAACAAACAUCGAAAUGAGGUCUUGAAUUUCCAUUACUUUAAUUGCUGAAUGUAUUUGGUGUCAAUGGAAGGUGAAGUGUGCUUCUUUCUCUAUUCAUAAAGUAUAAUUUCACAAUAUCACUCUAGUUCGCUUUUUUGUCUCAUCCACCAUCAUUAUCACACACCUGCAUUCUUUAUUACUAACUGUUCUGGCCAUCAACCUGUUUUGCUUGUGCAAAUAAGAUGAAAUGAAACACCGAAAGAACUAACUACGGUUUUUUUUCUUCUCGUUAGGUACAAGAAUGGAAAGAAGUUGCAUGAAUUGUUCAGCACCCUAAUGACAAUAAUGUCAGAAAUUUGUCAACACCAGUUCAGGUUCCUUAAGUUUGGUUUUGGACCACUCUGCCCCAACAAACGUUGCCCAGGUACCUCUUGCGAUGGCAGGGUUCUUAAAACUGACUCGUCUUCUGACGAAAGCGAUGGUGAAUUGGACGACAACUCCACGUGUGAUGAAGCAGAUGACAGUCUAGUCUCAGGAGAGACCCGUCCUCACGUAAUCAGCAUUGACCCUGCAGUGUCAUCUAAGCCUUUGUGGUGCAACAGUACUCCAGUACAUGAAUUUGAAGAAAUCAAGGAGUGGCUUGUCAAGGUGAUAUCGUACUGAGUCUGAAAAGGGGGCUUCCUCUCCUUUUUCACCACAAUCCCGCAUCCCAAUGUUCUGCCCGGUAUCGAUUUGUCAAUCAAUAAAUCAAUAAAAAUAGGUAAAUCUGAUUUGAUUGAUAUCGAUUGUAUCGAUCAAUCGGUAGAAAUCGAUGACACGCUCAUUUCGUUUAUCGAUUUAUCUUGGUUUUUACUGAUUUCAUCGAUUUUUAUUGGAAGAUCCCGAACCUGUUCAUCUGUUUAUCCAAAAAUGAAAACUGAAUUCAUGCAAACAGUAAAUUUGUUGGCAAUUUUAGUUGCAAUUGAGAGUCAAAGGAUCAAACAUUUAUCACUAUGUUGUUUAUCAAACAUUAUCAUUUAUAAAGAAAUCUUUAAAAAAAAUCUUAUCUCUCCUUUAAAACCAGGUUUAAAAUCCUCAGUCUUCUGAUGGCUGAUUUUGGCCAAGUCUGUAGGCGCCCAGUUUUUCAGUAUUUAGAUCUACCACUCUUUCAAAGAACGUCGGUGUAGAUCCGGGUGCAGUUACAUCCCGCAGGAUCCGGAGUAGUCAAUGGAUAAAAAUCGAAAUCGAUGAAAAUCGUUAGCAAUCAAGUAAUUUUUAUCGAUUGAUAUCGGAACGGAUAACAGUAAAAAUCUAUCGAGGAAAAUAUUUCCGCCUGAAUCCCGACUCGAAGGAAUGUCUGAACCAAACCGUUUUUGUUAUUAUGUACAAAUAAAGGGUUUUAGAGAGAAAGUUGUGUGUGUAAUAAUUUCUGCACACCUCAUUUUCAUGUUUGCUGAUCAGUUGUUACUCGUGGAUGCGUUUUCUUAGCUAUACUAUCUAACUCAUGCCAAAAAAACCGUGGUGGACUUCCGUUACAAAUCGUUAAAACCAUGAAAAUCGAUAAUAUCGAUUUGACACAGCAGUUCAGUUUGUCGAUUUUCACCGAUUUCCGUUAUCAAUCGAUAAAAAUCACUUGAUUGCUACCGAUUUUUAUCGAUUGACUACUCCGGGUGUUCUGUCAUCUCUAUCCCGAAUACUGUUUAUUUUUUUCCAAUACCACAACCCUUAAAUACCAAGAUUUUGGCGAAUCCCGCCCCUCAAGUAGCCGUCCUUCCACACCCUGAUGGGAGUGAAAUUUCUUUUGGAGAGUUGUGAGUUCGUCAUGACUACUUACAAGUGUUAAAGUGCUUAACACUUGCUCUGAUUAAAUGUACGAAAAUAUCAAAUUUAGCGAUCUCAUCUGCACGUCUCUCAAGUAUAGCUUGUCUCGUAGAAGGAGCUCGGACACGUUUGCUUGCAUGUGGUUACAUUAUUCAUUAUGAUCAAACAGAGAAUUGGAAAAUAACAAACAAGAUUAUAGUAUCUUUGUUGUAAGAUGAUGAUCAGUGGCGGAUCCAGGGGAGGGACCGGGGGGGCUGCCCCCCUUAUUUUUAGACCAUCCUGAGGCCCGGGUCUGGAUCCAGUGUCGUAAACUUAAACCCAGGAGCUAAUCGUGCCUUGAGAUGAAGCGUCCACCUAUACUUCCUAUAGUUACAAAGGUUGGUCAGUUUUAUUGUGCAUACCAACGACUGAUAUCGGCUUACAUUACUUGUAGCGAGCUUAUAUACUUUACCCUUAUUAAAACUCGUUUACUUUUUAUCCUUCCAGCCCCAAGAUACUGUAUGUAAAGUCCCUGAAGAUUCUCCUUGUUAUUCAAGUAAGUAAAUUGCCAAUUACACUAUUCGUCCUAAUCGUCAUUGCUUUAUCUAUCAAGAUAUCAGUUAUCAAGUCAACGUUUAGUUGGUCCAGCACUGGUUUGCAAGCAGCUCACCACGUGGUUCGGAUGCCCGCGUAAAACGGUGGUUCCAUCUCCACUAGGAGACGUAAUAAGAAUGUCCUCAGAAGUGGGUGCUAAAUUCAAUGACCCUUCAGUCAGAAAGUCCAAUAUAGCCAAAAACAAACUAGUGUUCUCAAACUACUUAUCUUCCAGCACUGUUUGAACAAUUCUGUAAAAUAGGUUUUUACGAUGCUUUAAAAGAAUUUGAGAAGCAGUGAUAACUUCAGGUGUAAAAAAAAACAGCACAUCGUAAACGUUAUUAGGAAGUAUUUAGUUAAAGUUGCCAGAAAGCUAAGGCUCUAUGAGAUGUGGAUCAAAAGGGAGAGGAAGGAAGCUCGGUAAACGGUUGAAUGAGAGAGAUAUAUUUUUUUGUGUGUCUGAAACAGAACAAGUUGGCCAAUGCUGCCAGGUUGCAGUUGCCCAGGUAAUAGGAAACAGAUGGAAGUGGCUUGGCAGGUGUCUUGGCAUCGAUGAGACAGUCAUUGAGAACAUUCAGUCAGAGAACGAGUCAGAGGAAGAGCGGGCCUUUCAGGUCCUGCGUCGGUGGCUUCGCGAAAAAGGAUCAAAAGCUACUGUUCAUUUGCUGAUGAAGGCCAUAGGGGAAAGAAGCAAUGUGAAAGCCAUGGAAGCCUUUGCUCAUCACUUGGGUGAGUUUCAUUCAAAAGAAACAAUCCAAGAUGACUAAAUGAGAAACUCGCUAAGCGGCCGAUUAAAUGGCGAAUUUUUAAGGUAUCAGCAUUCGCUUUCUUAACGUUAUCAAAACAGAUAAUUGCCUGCUGUGGAGAGAUCCUUUUCUUCCGAUCCAGCCCAAGAAUUAAACCAUGACUUAAUGUUAUUUCAUUUUUGAAUUCAUCUUUCGUAUAAUACGAAGAUGUAUACAGAUUACGGAGGUGCUAAUUCAGCCUUGGUGAAUAAACGCCUCCGUAAUCUACAUAAUUCUUCAUAUCAUAAGAAAGCUGAAUUCAAUAAUAGUUUUAUUAUUCAUUCAAAAUAUUUCUAAGUUCUUAAAAUCCUCACUUCCUCGCCCAGAAGGUACUCGUGGGAACUCUUGGUGGGAGUGUGCCACCUGAUUCUCCAAAAACGCAAGAUUACAUGUUUACAUGAAACAGAAAUUAUGUCAUCAUUCUUUCUUAAAAUCCAUUUCGAAUUCGCAUAUUACACUUUCUUUCGUAUUCAUUUGGAAUUAUAACAUAGCUAGAAAAUUCGCC